Molecule: messenger RNA, 3564 nt
Organism: Cordyceps militaris CM01
Lineage: Eukaryota; Fungi; Ascomycota; Sordariomycetes; Hypocreales; Cordycipitaceae
Exons: 5
Coding region: 1-3564 (1187 amino acids)
Source: RefSeq, a predicted model, not a curated record
AUGGCAAAGGUUUCCGGGGUAGAAGCGAAGACGCCCAACGUGUUGGUGAUUUAUUUUCUUCGGGACUGGCCAGUAGUUAGCGCUCCUCUGAUAGUACCAGUACUGGCGCUGGCGGUUCGCUAUAGCCCGGUGCCACUGCGGCUGGCGCCUGUAUGGCUUGCGCGCGGCACGGUCAGGAACCUGCACGCUUCGCCUAGCAAGGACAUCAGGAAAUUUUUUUUUUUUAAAGCGCAUGCCUUGUUUAUUGGCGCCGAGUCCUCUGUCUGUUCUUUGUACGAACCGGCAAUACCGCCGCGCGGUGGGGAGAUGUGGUUCCGCUUCGGCCCGCCAAGAGGCAAGAGAAGAGGGACUACAAAAUCCAGAUCAGGCCCUCCAUCCAUCACCGUCCAUCAGCCUCCAUCGACUGCUCACCUGCUGCCUCUCGCAACAAAUAGGAGCCCCGCGCCCACGCCGGCCGUGUCCACCCACCCAUCCGCCGCUCCCCAUCAACCCAGCCACUCUUUAUUAUCCCUGCGUCUCUCACUUUUUGCUUCCUCCAUUCUCCUCCAUUUCGUCAUUCUUGUCACAUACCGCAGCAUACCUGGAUUUUGCCACACACACACUCACAACUCCCACACUUGCCGACACCACAUCCGUCACCUCACCUCACCCGCCACAGCCAUGACCCGAAUCUACCGUGAUGACGACGACGAUGACCGUACCGUCCGAGGCAGUACCACUAUUACACGCUAUAAAGUUGGCCCCUCCAAAAACGUCGACCGUUUCGAACGCAUAGAAGUGGAAGACGAUACCCGCUCACGCUACUCUUCUGGUCCCCGUCGAGUCUCCAACGAGUUUCUCGACCGUACCCGAUCCAACGUUGACCCCACCGAGCGCAACCGCACCAUGAUGGAAUCCGAUCGUGAAUGGGACCGACGCUCCCGCGCAGACGAUAUUCGCGUCGAGAGACGAGUCGAGGAAUCCUUUGAAGACUCUCGUGGCCACGACGUAGAGCGCUACCGCAAAGAGACCGAGUACUACGCCGCUGAGCCAGCAUCUCCUCCUGUCGUUGUCCGCCAGCAUGUCCCUGAAGUCCAGAAGAUUAUUGUCCAAGAUGCUUCUUCCUCAUCUCAACCCUUCUAUUACGACCGAGAUCGCCCUGAACCCGGCCCCAUAGUUGUCAGAGACCGCCCCAUCGUUGUCAGAGAUCGCGAAGUCGAUCGCGAAGUCUACCGCCGUGGCCCCUAUGAUGAUGGCUACUACUACAGACAUGAACGCCGCGAGUUUGGACCCGGGCCCCUUGGUCCCUACCGCGGCGACCCCCGCGACCCCUACUACCGCAGGGACACAUUUGCUCGUGAUCGCGACUGGGCCAUGGCUAGAACGGAUGGACAUCGCCGCGAUGAGUACUACAGCGAGGAUGAAGACUACUACGUCAACAGCGGCCGCCGUCACAAGUCCCGUUCUCGUCGUCACCGAAGCCGAAGCCGGUCUCGCACUCGCAGCAAGAGCUCUGACCAUCACAAACUUCACCUUGCUGAAGGUGCUCUUGCUGGUGCCGGCGUCACUGCUCUGUUACAGAGCAAACGCGAUGAGCAUGGAGACCUUCCCGAGAACCGAGGCCGCAAGGUCCUUGCCGGUGCUGCCCUUGGCGCUCUCGGCACCGAGGCACUCAAGAGGGCCCACAGCGCCUAUGAAGACCGCUGGGGCGAUCGCGACGAGUCUCCCAAUCAUCACUCUAGAAUCAAAACUGGCUUGGGUAUCGCUGCCGUCGCUCUAGCUGCUGCCGGCGCUGCCAAGUACUUCCAGGCAAACAAAAUCGAAAAGGAAGAGGCCCACCGCGGCCGUAGCCGCACGCGCGGGUACGCCUCCGAUGGUUACUACGACUCGCGUUCUCGCUCUCGAUCCAGCCGUCCCCAUAGCCGGCGCAGAAGUGUGUCCAAAUUCGCCAAGGCUGCCCUCGGCACUGCAGCUACCGCUGGUGUACUGCGACACUUGCACAACAGAUCCAAGUCUCGUGGCGGUGACUCCCGCCAACGCAGCAAGUCACGUCUCCGCACCGGUGCUAAGAUUGCUGGUGCGGCCGCGGCUGCUGGCGUUGCGAGCAAGCUCUACAAAAAUCACCAAGAGAAGAAGGAACGCUCCCGCUCCCGAUCCCGCGCACGGGGCGACGCGGAGGAUGAUCGCUCCUAUCACCGGCGGGACAGAAGUCGCAGCAGGUCCAUGGCCCGAUCCCUCCAUUCCGAUGCUGGGGCUGAUAGAGAGCUAGGCUUAGUUGAGUACGGCAACGGAGACCUGCCUCCCGCCCGACGCGGUUACGAAUCCGAUGGCGAGCGCCCCAGCAGGAGGCGCCGGAGUAGGCGACGCGAACGCGACAACUCGUCAUCCGCCUCCGACGACGGACGCAAAAGAAGUCAAAGCCGACUUCGAAACAUGGCGGCCGCCGGCGCAUCCGCCUUUGGCAUCAAGGAGUACAAGGACAGAAAGGAUCGUGAGAAGCGUGAGCGCAAAACGAGAGAGCGACAGGACUCACAAGAUGCAUACGAUGGGUAUGAUGAAGGCGACCGCCGGAAUGACAACCGCGACCGUCGGAACGACCAUCGUGACCGUCGGAAUGACAGGAAUGACAGGCCGUCUUCGCCGCCACAUGCCUCUGGGGGGGCCUAUUAUCCACCGUAUCCAACCACGCCGGCUGCUGGAGGGCCUGGCGACCACCAACCUUACGGUAAUCCAGGCGCUGCUCAGUCGCGCGAAUAUCAACCAUACGUGCCCCAGGAUUACAUGGGCUACGCCCCUCCACCACCACCUGGUCCACCUCCGGCCCCCAUCCCUGGUCCGAUGACGGGAUACCCGCCGGAGCCGCCGCCCGGACCUCCGGAACCCCCUGGCCCGUUUCCAAGUGGUUCCCCUCCUGGCCCAACCGCCGGACCUGUCGGACCAGCACCACAUGUGAGUAACCGUACCCAAAGUGCAGACAAUGCAAGACCUAGUCCAGAGGCCGCUGCGAAAUCGGUGUCUUUCAUUCCCAUGUCGCCCAAGAGCACACGGACGAUGGAAAUGCACAGACGUCAGCAGGAGCUGGCUGGCGAUGGGGAUAUCUCCACUCACGAAGAUGGCAUUUCUGCAAAUGAUCCAGAUAGAAGCGUCGCCCGCCAGCGUCCUUUAUCAGACAUUACGCAUAAUCGGCCCCGCAGUCGUGGACGUAGUCUCGACUCUGAUUCUGACGAACAAGUAGAAGAGAUACCUGCCAGAUUUGACGACCAAGGAUCGCCUCUAGAUGGUCGCUCUGCCAGUCACAAACGCUGGCGUAGUCUUUCUGGUGAGUUUCAAAGUAAGCCGCAACGACCGGGCGACUGGGAUGUGCAAGGAGCGUGGCAUGUGGGCGGCACCAAUCAGGAGGCUGUUGAGCGACUAGCACUUGGUGUGACGAAUGCGCUUGAGGGCCGUGGAAGCUGGAUGCAAGUUCUCGGAGAGGUACUGGGGAGCGGAGUGCUCGGUCCAAACCCCGGCGGCCAAGCACAACAGUUGCAACUGGAAGAGGGAAGGAACCAGGGCGAUGAGGAGAUGAGGAGGAGACGGAGAUGA